Molecule: messenger RNA, 751 nt
Organism: Erythranthe guttata (spotted monkey flower)
Lineage: Eukaryota; Viridiplantae; Streptophyta; Magnoliopsida; Lamiales; Phrymaceae
Source: RefSeq, a predicted model, not a curated record
AGCUUGUAUUAUUUGUUCAUCUCAUCUCCCACAGUAUCAGUCCUAAUCUUCAAGUCAAAGAUCAAUGGAAGAAUACCCGGAGGAGCUGCGAACGCCACCGGUGGCAUUAGCGUGUUUGGUGGGGUGUCCCGAUGUGCACUCCCUCAUCACGGCGCACCUCCACUCCCAGCAGCCCCCUAUUAAUGCCAUCGCAUUGCCCGAUUUCUCUAUGAUCUCCGUCAUCCCCCCUAAGAAACCCCCUCGAGAUAUUUCCGACCCCAUCCGCGGCAUUCUCAGGUCAGAUUGGCUUUCCAAGCACCGUACUAGGAUUCCUUCCGUCGUUGCCGCUCUUUUCACCUCUAAUCAUGUUUCCGGCGACCCCGCCCAAUGGCUCCAGGUCUGCACCGAUCUCGAAAAUCUCAAGGCCACAAUUCGUGGGAGGAACAUCAAAUUGGUGGUGGUGGUUGUCUCUCAGUCUGGUCAUAAAGAUGUCACGAGUGAAGAUCGCAUGAUUGCGCUGAGGAAACGUGCAGAAGUAGAUUCGAAAAACCUUAUCGUUUUUGUACCGGAUGACCAAUUGGAACUUAUACAAUCUCUAAGCAGGCAUGGCCUAUAUGACCUUUUCAUCAUCUUUAUUGGGUUUUCCUCUUUAUUUGAUUUUUUUUACGCAAAUAAAAUUGCCAGAAAUAGGUUUUUAAGUCAAUUUUGCUUAAAUAUUGAGGUGAUUGGCACUGGUAUAAAAUAUUGUUCCCACAUUUUUAGUGCUUUGUGA